ACUGCAACCCAUAGAACACCAAGCACGUUGCAACAAUGGAUUCCACAGACAUUGGUUGCACUUACUCAAUGGAUGAGAGUUACAAGUCGCAGAGUGGCACAUCGCUUAAUUACAGCACCGACAUCAAUGCCAUCAGUGUGGACUUGCCUGUAACAUCGGACGAUGGGAUUUCAACAUGCAGCACCAGUAAUGGUUUGAAAUAUCUACCACGAUGGCCAGCGGUCAAUUUACAGUUUCGUGAUUUAACGUACAGUGUUUCGGAUCCAAAUCAGGGAAAAAAGAAAAUCCUAAACAACAUCAGCGGCGAAUUCAAGUCCCACGAGCUGACAGCCAUUAUGGGUCCUUCUGGAGCCGGUAAAACAACGUUACUUAAUUUAUUAGCAGGAUUUGGAAUUUCCAAUUAUUCCGGUUACAUCAACAUUAACCGCAAUCCCCGAGAUCCUAGAUUAUUUCGCAAAAUGUCCCGCUAUAUAAUGCAAAAUGAUAUUGUGGAUCCAUAUUUCACCGUUAUGGAGGCAAUGAUGUUGGCGGCCAACUUAAAAUUGGGGAAUGAUUUAAACCAAACACAGAAGCUGGAAGUUAUUGAAGAAAUUUUAAAUAUGUUGCGACUGGAAAAGACAGCUAAUACAGUGGCGGGUCGUUUGUCGGGUGGAGAGCGCAAACGCCUGUGUGUUGCCAUGGAAUUGGUGAAUAAUCCACCGGUUUUAUUUCUCGAUGAGCCAACGACAGGCCUAGAUGAUCUCUCCAGUUCCCAGUGUGUCUCCCUGUUGCGUCGCCUAGCCCAUUCUGGACGCACCAUUAUAUGUUCCAUACACACACCACCUGCCAAAUUGUUUCAAAAGUUUGAUAAGGUUUAUGUACUGGCUGAGGGCCAGUGUGUCUAUCAGGGUAGUGUGGGCAACAUUGUUCCAUAUUUAAAGGAAAUUGGGCUGUCCUGUCCCCUAACCUAUAAUCCAGCUGAUUUUUUCAUCGAAGUUGCCUGCCGCGAAUAUGGUGAUUAUCACAAACAAAUGGUUAAUGCCGUGGAUAAUGGUAAUGUCUAUCGCUGGAUGCCCAAUGGUCGAUACAACGAGCUAAAGUCAAUAUCACCCACAACAUCCAACACCACAUCGGGAGCAUCCUCGGGAGCUUCAUCACUUAAUGAAUUGGAAGAAUUUGAAAUGGAAAUUGAUAAAAAUUCACUAAAAUCCCACUGUUCAUGGUGGCUGCAAUAUCGUAUCCUCCUCUAUCAUAUGCUGACAAAAAUGUGGCGUGAUAAAUCAUAUAUAAAAUUGCGAUUCUAUAUGAAUAUUAUUUUGGGCCUGAUUGUCGGUGGGAUCUAUAUCGGAGUGGGCAAUGAUGCCAGUAAGGCGUUGUUUAAUUUCGGCUUUGCCUUUACCAUUGUGAUAGCGUAUCUAUAUUUGCCACUGAUGCCGGUGCUGGCACAAUUUCCCACCGAAAUGAAACUCUUGAAGCGUGAAUAUUUCAAUCAAUGGUACAAAUUGAGUUCCUAUUAUUUGGCCAUGAUCACGUCCCGCUUCCCCUAUAUGUUCCUAUUGGCCGUCAUCUACUUAACCAUGGUGUAUUUGAUGUCAAAUCAACCCUUGGAAUUAUUUCGUUUUGCCAUGUUGUUCCUGGUGGCCAUACUGACUGCCCAGAUUUCGGAUAGUGUGGGCAUGUUGGUGUCAUCGCGAUUGAGUUUGGUGAACGCCAUGUUCAUGGGCCCCGUACUUGCCGUACCCCUUAUCCUAUUGUCCUGCUAUGGCAUUGGCUAUGGCCGUGACAUAUCGCCGUUUAUGCGUUUCAUUAUGAAUUUCAGUUAUUUGCGUCAUAGCAUGGAAGCCUUGGUCGAGACUCUAUAUGGCUAUGAUCGUGCCGAUACAAUUUGCCCCGUCACCGAAAUGCUUUGCCCCUUUAAAAAUGCCAAAUUUUUGCGUGAAAUUUUAGGUUAUGUCAAUUUGAAUUAUUGGACUUCGAUAUUUUUCUUGGUGAUCUAUUAUAUCGUUUGUACCUCGCUGGCCUUUGUACUAAUCAAGGAUCGUUUGUCCGCAUCGAAUGGUGCCACAAAUCGUAUAUUUCAAUAUGUCAAUCAUAUUUUGGUGAAAUAUUUAAAUUUCACCACCUAUAAAUAUUGAGGAGGGGAAGUAGGAAGUUGAUGUGGCGU
Molecule: messenger RNA, 2143 nt
Organism: Musca vetustissima
Lineage: Eukaryota; Metazoa; Arthropoda; Insecta; Diptera; Muscidae
Product: ATP-binding cassette subfamily G member 4
Exons: 9
Coding region: 36-2114 (692 amino acids)
Cellular component (GO): plasma membrane
Molecular function (GO): ABC-type transporter activity; ATP hydrolysis activity; ATP binding
Source: RefSeq, a predicted model, not a curated record